Molecule: messenger RNA, 2837 nt
Organism: Myripristis murdjan (pinecone soldierfish)
Lineage: Eukaryota; Metazoa; Chordata; Actinopteri; Holocentriformes; Holocentridae
Gene: bcl2l13
Product: BCL2 like 13
Exons: 7
Coding region: 214-1893 (559 amino acids)
Biological process (GO): regulation of apoptotic process; apoptotic process
Cellular component (GO): mitochondrion; membrane
Source: RefSeq, a predicted model, not a curated record
CAGGCGCGCUGAGCUCCGCAGCACACCAUGUACCGUCAGUGCCGCCUGACUGCGUGGGGCUGCCGAGUCCAGCCGGAGCUGCCGGGCGCUGUGUCGCUCCUUUCCCCGCAAACUGUCCGCCGUCAGCGCCGCGGUGCCUUCGGACAAGCAGGGUGACUCUUGUCCAACGUUGACUCCCGUACGUAUGUGCCAAGUCUGACAGACGUCUGUUCGAUGGCCGCCUCGGGCUCCACCUCCACCGCCGUGCCUGAGGGCUUCCGUUAUGAAACCAAGUACGUCGUGCUGAGCUACCUGGGCCUGCCGCCGGCGUCCCGGGCCCCGGCACCGGCUGCUGCUGCUGCUCCGGAGGAUUCCCAGAACACGAGGGAGAGGAACAGAGUGAUAAAGGAGCAGAUAGAGGAUGAGCUGAGACAACUGGAAGACGAGAUCUCCGCCUCAUUCCCCAGCACGGGAUUCGACCGCCACACGUCGCCGGUGUUCAGCCCCGCCAACCCGGACAGCUCCAUCGAAGACUGCCUCGCUGCGCUGGGGGAUCGGGUGGCCAGAGACCUGGACACACACCUGGCCGCAGCGGUACACACACUCCUCACUGGCCCUCUGGACUACCAGAGCUUCAGAGCUGUAACGCUGGAUGUCUCAACACACACACAGGGAGGCUGGAGCAAGGUGUUGGUGCCCCUCGUGCUGCUCCAGGCGCUGCAGAGCGAGGGCCAGCCCCUGACCACCCUGCUGCCUCUGGGUGUCGGCUUCCUCGAGGAGGCUGAGUCCGACUACAUCAUCCAACAGGGCGGAUGGGGUGCAGUGUUUAAUCUUGAGGAAGAGGAGGAGCGAGGCAUAAUCAUCGCCGAGGACAGCAACGAUAUCUACAUCCUGUCAGGAGAGCAGCACCACGACCAGCUCAGCCCCCCCUCCUCACUGCUCUGCACCGGUGACAACAGCAGUGGGCAGAGCUCCUGGCAGACAGAAAGCUUACCCGUGUCUCUAGCAGGCCACGACUCUUGGGCACAGGUUGGCAUGAUGGACCCCGAAGACGUCAAGAGCCUGGACAGCAACGAGGGCAUGGCCCUGGCCGAAGAGCGCAGCGAAAAUAACUCUUCGAAUUCGGACAUUGUUCAUGUUGAGCGCGAGGAGGCUGAACUGCUCGAGGAAGGGGGCGAAGGCGGAGCAGCAGAGGAGCCUGAGCUUCAGGAAAGCAUGAUGAGCGUUCUAGGCACAGAAAGCGAGCUGGCUGAGCUUAGGGCGGCGUUCAGGGACCAGACUCCACCUAAUCCAGUCUCAUCCGGGGCCGAUUCUACAGCUCCGGCCUCCUUGCUUUCAUUAGAGGAGCCAGUUGUAAUAGAGACACCUGCAAGCUUGUCGGCAGAGCCGUCUCUCGCCUCCUCAGAACCAGAGCGGCCUCCUGAAGUCCCUGAAGCUGCUGCUCCUUCCACUGAGCCAGAACCUGCAGCACCUCUACCUGUUCCUGCAAUAAAGCCGGACCCUGAGCCAGAGACCGUUGCUGCAGCUGCCCCAGCACCUGUCGAGGAGGCCCCUCCGUCCCCGUCCCCAGCCCAGGAGGCCCCAGCGCCGACUCCCACAGCAUCAGCAGAGCCAGAAGCCACCUCAGAACCAGCUGCCGAACCAGAACAAGAGCUGGAACCAGUCACAGCACCCUCCCAGUUAGAGGAGCCCCAGCCUGAACCAGAGACCGUGGUAGAGCCAGAGGCCCCACUGGCUGCAACCUCAGCCCCGGAGGCUGUAGAAGCCCCUGUAGAGGCCCCGGCUGAGGAGCCCACAGAGACAGCAGCAUCUGAGCCUGUGUCAGAGCUCCCGGUGCUGCUGUAUGGAGGCGCUGCCCUGGCAGCCCUAGCUGCUGUAGUGGCGUACGGUGCCCUGACCUACAGGAGGAAGUAGAAUAGAGUAGUAUUUUUUCCUCAAGGGGAGGGCCUUUCCAAAAGAAUGCAACAUUACAGGACACUGAGACAGAAAUGAGUUCAGUAAAUCUGGUUAUGAUGGGUCUCUCCUGACAAAUUGUGUUGGUAUCAUGAUAGUUGGCUGUAUUUCUGUUUGCAAUGCUUCUGAAGGUUUUGAAUCUGUGAAAACACCCCGCCCCCCUCGAGACCCCCAGACCUCUCUUCAUCCUCAGGCUUACUGCUGGGAUCCUGGGCUGCUUUGCUCCCUGCCUAACUACGUUCACGACAAUCCACCAGGUGCAAGCACAGACAAGGGGGAAAUAAUGUACUCCUUUGUACUCUGUACUCAUUUUCAUUGUAUGUUUUGUUCUGCUUCAGUCUUGCCUUCAAUUGUUUGUGACUCUAGACCCUCGACCUCUCAAACUGGAAAGUGUUUUGGACGUGUGUUUUCCCUUUUGCUUGUCUUGGUUCCUGUUGUGUGCUUGUGGUUUGGUGGUUUGUGACAUCUGCGCACACAUGGAAAGUAUAUUGACAACGCUCUCUUGGCUGAGGUAACCUUCAAAGCCCACAGUGGCUGUUACACAGUGUGAUUUCGGAGCUUCCAAUUUUCGCGAGAAUGUUCGAAAAAGGAAGUAUUUGCAUAUUGGUUUCCCUUUAACUGUUUUGCUUUUUUUCUGAUAUGCAAACCUGAUGAUGGGGAAAGUAAACUGGCAAUUUGAUUUUAAAACUGUGACAAAUUGCAGCACAGUAAUGUGACCUUAAAAAGCAUAUUAGGUUAAAUGUAUUAAUUUCUGCCACUGUAGUACAAUUUAGCUCCCAUUGUCGACAAAUGCUUUUUUCCCCCCCAUAUGGCACAUAUGAUUUGACUCUUUAAGUGUGCAACAUGUUUUAUUUCCACUUUUUGCAUAUUGAAAAAAAAAACACAUUAAAGAUCUUGCCCAACGA